UCCCUGCAAAGCGGCCUUAUUUAUCGGGGCACUGCCUCGGCCUCCCCGGUGGGGGGCUCGGGGCGGCCGAUCCUCUCCCACCGGGGAGCUCCUCUCCGGGCGCGGCCGCGGGGGCCGGCCAGGCCGGGGCGCGGGGCGCGGGAGGGCCCUGCCGGGCCAGCCAGCACCCCGCCGCCGCCCCGCUCCGCCAGCGCCCAUGCCGGGCUCCCCAUGACGAGAAGACGCCCGGCGGACGGCGUGGCAUGAGCCAGGUGCCCGGGCCGAGAUCGAGCGAGGAAGAUGUCGAGCCCGGGUGUGGACGGCGACCCCAAGCCUCCAUGCUUGCCUCGCAAUGGCCUGGUAAAGCUGCCGGGCCAGCCCAACGGCCUGGGUGCAGCCAGUAUCACCAAGGGCACGCCAGCUGCCAAGAACCGCCCCUGCCAGCCACCUCCCCCGCCCACCCUCCCACCGCCCAGCCUGGCUGCCCCACUGCCACGGGCUGCCCUGGCUGGGGGCCUGUGCCCCCCAGCGGGGCUCCCCCUUGGUGGACCAGCCUCAGCCCCAGUUCCCGGGCCCCCGGUGGAGCGGCCACCAUUGGCCACAGAUGAAAAGAUCCUCAAUGGCCUCUUCUGGUACUUCUCAGCCUGUGAGAAGUGUGUGCUGGCCCAGGUGUGCAAGGCCUGGCGGCGUGUGCUGUACCAGCCCAAGUUCUGGGCGGGCCUUACACCUGUGCUGCAUGCCAAGGAGCUCUACAAUGUGCUGCCCGGUGGCGAGAAGGAGUUUGUGAACCUGCAGGGCUUCGCUGCGCGCGGCUUUGAGGGCUUCUGCCUGGUUGGCGUCUCCGACCUGGACAUCUGUGAGUUCAUCGACAACUACGCCCUCUCUAAGAAGGGGGUCAAGGCCAUGAGCCUCAAGCGCUCCACCAUCACUGAUGCCGGCCUGGAGGUGAUGCUGGAGCAGAUGCAGGGCGUCGUGCGCCUCGAGCUGUCGGGCUGCAACGACUUCACCGAGGCAGGGCUGUGGUCCAGCCUGAGCGCGCGCAUCACUUCGCUGAGCGUCAGCGACUGCAUCAACGUGGCCGAUGAUGCCAUUGCGGCCAUCUCGCAGCUGCUGCCCAACCUGGCCGAGCUGAGCUUGCAGGCGUACCACGUGACGGACACGGCGCUGGCCUACUUCACGGCCCGCCAGGGCCACAGCACGCACACGCUGCGCCUGCUCUCCUGCUGGGAGAUCACCAACCACGGUGUGGUCAACGUGGUGCACAGCCUGCCCAACCUCACUGCGCUCAGCCUCUCUGGCUGCUCCAAGGUCACAGACGAUGGCGUCGAGCUCGUGGCUGAAAACCUGCGCAAGCUGCGCAGCCUCGACCUUUCGUGGUGCCCGCGCAUCACUGACAUGGCGCUGGAGUACGUGGCCUGCGACCUGCACCGCCUGGAGGAGCUGGUGCUGGACAGGUGUGUGCGCAUCACGGACACUGGCCUCAGCUAUUUGUCCACCAUGUCGUCCCUCCGCAGCCUCUACCUGCGAUGGUGCUGCCAGGUGCAAGACUUCGGGCUGAAGCACCUCCUGGCCAUGAGGAGUUUGCGCCUCUUGUCUCUGGCAGGCUGCCCGCUGCUGACCACCACGGGGCUGUCGGGCCUGGUGCAGCUGCAGGAGCUGGAGGAGCUGGAGCUGACCAACUGCCCCGGGGCCACUCCCGAGCUCUUCAAGUACUUCUCGCAGCACCUGCCCCGCUGCCUUGUCAUCGAGUAGCGCGGCCCCUGCCCU
Nyctereutes procyonoides (raccoon dog) is the source of this 1746-nucleotide messenger RNA. It is a transcript of the gene FBXL16, whose product is annotated as F-box and leucine rich repeat protein 16. The record is from RefSeq and is a predicted model, not a curated record. Gene Ontology annotation, biological process: SCF-dependent proteasomal ubiquitin-dependent protein catabolic process. Gene Ontology annotation, cellular component: SCF ubiquitin ligase complex. The coding region runs from base 280 to 1731 and encodes 483 amino acids. The transcript is spliced from 6 exons. NCBI's taxonomy places the organism in Eukaryota, Metazoa, Chordata, Mammalia, Carnivora, Canidae. Gene Ontology annotation, molecular function: protein binding.